This is a messenger RNA of Perognathus longimembris pacificus (Pacific pocket mouse), 4516 nucleotides long. RefSeq names its product poly(A) polymerase alpha (gene Papola). The record is from RefSeq and is a predicted model, not a curated record. Gene Ontology annotation, molecular function: RNA binding; poly(A) RNA polymerase activity. Gene Ontology annotation, cellular component: nucleus. The transcript is spliced from 22 exons. NCBI's taxonomy places the organism in Eukaryota, Metazoa, Chordata, Mammalia, Rodentia, Heteromyidae. Bases 213 to 2432 code for a protein of 739 amino acids.
GAACGUUGCUGUGGUAGCGCUCGGGCGCCAUGUUGGGACGAAGGGGAAGGAGGAGAAGCGCUUAAAGCGGCGGGAGCGGGUGCGGGAGUGGGGUUGGACCCAGGGCUGAGCCAGGCCCCCCCCCUCCCUCCCGCCUCAGUGGAUCAUGCCCAGGGCGGCAGUGGCGGCGGUUGCGGGGGGGAAGUGACUGGGCGGUGCCGGCGCCGGAGACGAUGCCGUUUCCAGUUACAACGCAGGGAUCACAGCAAACACAGACAUCACAGAAGCACUAUGGCAUUACUUCUCCUAUCAGCUUAGCAGCCCCCAAGGAGACUGACUGCAUACUUACACAGAAACUGAUUGAGACAUUGAAGCCCUUUGGGGUAUUUGAAGAAGAAGAGGAGCUACAGCGCAGGAUUUUAAUUUUGGGAAAAUUAAAUAACCUAGUAAAAGAGUGGAUACGAGAAAUCAGUGAAAGCAAGAAUCUUCCACAAUCUGUAAUUGAAAAUGUUGGAGGAAAAAUCUUUACAUUUGGGUCUUACAGAUUAGGGGUGCACACAAAAGGUGCUGAUAUUGAUGCAUUGUGUGUUGCACCAAGACAUGUUGAUCGAAGUGACUUUUUCACCUCAUUCUAUGAUAAGUUGAAGUUACAGGAAGAAGUGAAAGAUUUAAGAGCCGUUGAAGAGGCAUUUGUACCAGUUAUCAAACUCUGUUUUGAUGGCAUAGAGAUUGACAUUUUGUUUGCAAGAUUAGCACUGCAGACUAUUCCAGAAGACUUGGACCUACGAGAUGACAGUCUGCUUAAAAAUUUAGAUAUAAGAUGUAUAAGAAGUCUUAAUGGUUGCAGGGUAACCGAUGAAAUUUUACAUCUAGUACCAAAUAUUGACAACUUCAGGUUAACUCUGAGAGCUAUCAAACUGUGGGCCAAACGGCACAACAUCUAUUCCAAUAUAUUAGGUUUCCUCGGUGGUGUUUCCUGGGCUAUGCUAGUAGCAAGAACUUGCCAGCUUUAUCCAAAUGCAAUAGCAUCAACUCUUGUACAUAAAUUUUUCUUGGUAUUUUCUAAAUGGGAAUGGCCAAAUCCAGUGCUAUUGAAACAGCCUGAAGAAUGCAAUCUUAAUUUGCCUGUAUGGGACCCAAGGGUAAACCCCAGUGAUAGGUACCAUCUUAUGCCUAUAAUUACACCAGCAUACCCACAACAGAACUCCACGUACAAUGUGUCCGUUUCAACACGGAUGGUCAUGGUUGAGGAGUUUAAACAAGGUCUUGCUAUCACAGAUGAAAUUUUGCUGAGUAAGGCAGAGUGGUCCAAGCUUUUUGAAGCUCCAAACUUCUUUCAAAAGUACAAGCAUUAUAUUGUACUUCUAGCAAGUGCACCAACGGAAAAACAACGCCUAGAAUGGGUGGGCUUGGUUGAAUCAAAAAUCCGAAUCCUGGUUGGAAGCUUGGAGAAGAAUGAAUUUAUUACACUGGCUCAUGUGAAUCCCCAAUCAUUUCCAGCACCCAAAGAAAAUCCUGACAAGGAAGAAUUUCGCACUAUGUGGGUGAUUGGAUUGGUGUUUAAAAAAACUGAGAACUCUGAAAAUCUCAGUGUUGAUCUCACUUAUGAUAUUCAGUCUUUCACAGAUACAGUUUAUAGGCAAGCAAUAAACAGCAAGAUGUUUGAGGUGGAUAUGAAAAUUGCUGCAAUGCAUGUAAAAAGAAAGCAACUCCAUCAGCUACUACCUAAUCAUGUGCUGCAGAAAAAGAAAAAGCAUUCAACAGAAGGAGUCAAGUUAGCAGCUCUGAAUGACAGCAGCCUUGAUUUGUCUAUGGACAGUGAUAACAGCAUGUCUGUGCCUUCACCUACUAGUGCUAUGAAGACCAGUCCAUUGAACAGUUCUGGCAGCUCUCAGGGCAGAAACAGUCCUGCUCCAGCUGUGACGGCAGCAUCUGUGACCAACAUACAGGCUACUGAAGUUUCUGUGCCACAAGUAAAUUCCAGUGAAAGCUCAGGGGGUACAUCGAGUGAAAGCAUUCCUCAAACUGCCACACAACCAGCCAUUUCUCCACCACCAAAGCCUACGGUCUCCAGAGUUGUUUCCUCAACACGCCUGGUAAACCCACCACCUAGACCUUCAGGAAAUGCAGCAACAAAAAUAUCUAAUCCCAUAGUAGGAUUCAAGAGAACGUCCUCACCUCACAAAGAAGAAAGUCCCAAGAAAACCAAACUAGAAGAGGAUGAAACAAGUGAAGAUGCUAACUGUCCUGCUUUGAGUGGACAUGAUAAAACAGAAACAAAGGAACAACUUGAUACAGAGACAAGUACAACUCAACCAGAAGCUAUUCAGACAGCAGCUUCUCUGCUGGCCUCUCAGAAAACAUCCAGUACAGACCUUUCUGAUAUCCCUGCUCUCCCUGCAAAUCCUAUUCCUGUUAUCAAGAAUUCAAUAAAACUGAGACUGAAUCGGUAAAACAACCUCAGGGGUCCAUAAACAGUAUCUGCCAGCUCUCAACCUGUUGUCUUCAAUGCUAAACAAGGAGAAUGGAAGGUGCAAGCAAGACUAGACAUGGCUGACAGUGGAUUUAGUUUUUUGGUGACCUCCCUUACUGGGCUAAUCAGCACUUGAUCGGAAGUCCAGGUUAGUAUGUGAAGCCAGGAGUACUAUUAUUAUUGUGUUAGCAACAGUUGCAUCACUAUUUCAAGAAAAUUUACUGCCUUUAAAAAAGAAAAAAAAAACACCUCAAGCUAUAUUUGUAUCCAUAGUUGACAUCUGUAUUGGGUAUAUGUUUGAUGCAUUAUUUGGAAAAUUUGCAAUACAAACUGGCAUAAGAGUUCCUUAUUCUAAUGAUGCACUUUUAUGUAUUUUUUAUUAGAAAGUAGGACUAAUUUUAGAUUUUCAGCUUGAUGGAUUUUAAUUUUUUUCCCAAAGAAUUUUCUUUACAAUUAGUCUUCAAAUUGGACCUUACUGUACAGUGGUGUCCUAUUACACCUCCAAGAAGGGACAGAAUACAUCUAAUUCAGUCACAAUGAGGUAGCUGUAACCCUUCAACUGAAAUGCCAAUUCUAGGGGACACAUUUGACAUUAAAAGAACAACCUGGAAAUACUUGGUUUUAAUGGGGUUAUGAUUCAGAAAUGAUAUGGUUUUAUUUAUAGAGUCGUUUUUAUAGUGCAUACAAAUCAGCGAUAAAUCAGCAAAUAUAUAUAUUUUUUCCUGGAAGCAAAUACAUUUUUUCAGUUUACUGAAGCUCCAUAUUCUUUUGACUUCAAUGUGUUAUCUUCAAAACAAAUAAGUUUUUGAGCCUGUCCCUCCUUCCUUUUGUUUUACUUUUUUUUUUUUUUUUUUUGGUAUGCACAAGGUAGGACUUACUUCACAAAAACCAAAAUGCCAGUAUUUUCUUAAGCCAUGAUGUGAAACAGAUGUCCUGUUGCUACAUGGCACAGAACACGAAAUUGUGAUCCCUUGGUUGAAUCUUGUAGGAUGACUGAAAGUAAUGUCCAUCAAACAUGGUAUAUCUUGAAUGGCCAUUUGAGCUCUAAAGAGGAAUUUUGUACACUCCAUAGAACUACUAUUCCUGUCUUACAGAAAUUUAUUUUCCAUUUUAAACAUGAGUAAAAAACAUUUUCUCUAAGAUUUUUAAACCAAUUUUCAUUUUUAACUGGUUUAUCAAAAUUUGUCGGUAAACUUCACGUACAAAAACAUUCUAAGCAUCAUUUCUAGCAAGCACUUGACAUCUAGUUAGCUCUCUACUCCUUUUUAGUUUGUUUUGUUCUACCAGAUUAGUAACUUAAAAAAAUAAUUUAUCUUAAUUAAACAGCAGAAUUCUGAUCCAUCUUUAUGAAGUAUGAGGGAUGCCAGAUAUAGACAAACCUGGAUGAAGCAAACCUAUCAGAGUUUUCUGAUGAGCAUGUUUUGUGAAUCCUCCAUUGUGCUCCAUUCUCUUACAUGUGCAUUUUCCAUGUUCACCUGCAAUUGCUUAAUCUCUUCCCCUACCCUUCUAAAUUAAUUUUCCAAAGUUGGAGUGUAGUCCUUUCCCCCUUAGGCUAUGCAUUAAUUGAGGCUUUCUUUUCACCAUGACUUUAUAAUGUCUAGUAUGCGAUAUUUCUACUUCCCACAUCUUUGCUCUGCACAGUCACCUUUCCUUUCCUUUCACCACCUAAGAAAAAAGACGGUCAGCUAACAAGCGAACUGUAAAGGUGUCUGUGUUUGUGUAGCUUCAAAGUUAGAUUGACAUUGCCAGGCACAGAUUUAGUCUUGUCAUUUUGUUUACACAUUGGGGAGAAAAAAAAUUCAGUUUAUUAAGCGUUUCAUGUAACUGCAUCCAAGUUUUGCCAGGCCAGAAACUUGGACCUUUUCUGUGUAGUGACUUUUUAAUUCUAGUUUUCAUAACUUGGAGAUCAGACUGUUGCUUUCGCAUGAUGUACGUAGUGUCUCAUGACUGAAGUUUGCUUUGUUUUAUAGUAUCUGUACUCCUUGUAUUUUUCAAGAGCUAUUUUGUAAACAGAUGAUGUAUUUCUCCAUUGAAAACACAAUAAAAAAAAACAGCACAAUCUCA